Hyla sarda is the source of this 7853-nucleotide messenger RNA. It is a transcript of the gene TNFAIP3, whose product is annotated as TNF alpha induced protein 3. Gene Ontology annotation, cellular component: cytoplasm; nucleus. The record is from RefSeq and is a predicted model, not a curated record. Gene Ontology annotation, biological process: protein K29-linked deubiquitination; protein K33-linked deubiquitination; cell migration. Lineage: Eukaryota; Metazoa; Chordata; Amphibia; Anura; Hylidae. The transcript is spliced from 9 exons. Gene Ontology annotation, molecular function: cysteine-type deubiquitinase activity; DNA binding; K63-linked polyubiquitin modification-dependent protein binding. The coding region runs from base 350 to 2764 and encodes 804 amino acids.
CAACUUGGCUCCAUUCACUGUGAUGGAAUUGAGCUGCAAUACCACACACAACCUGAGGACAGGGGCAGUGCUGUUUUUUGAUGCCACCUGCCCCUUGUGUAUUCACAUGUACCGUAUUCUGCAGAAUUUGAAGCUGCAGAUUUUAAUGUAAACUAAAUGACUGAACACAGAGCCAAUGGGGGAGAUUUAUCAAAACCUGUGUAGGGGAAGAGUGAUGUAGCUUCCCAUAGCAACCAAUCAGAUUUCUUCUUUCAUUUUUCACAGGCCUCUUUAAAAAUCAGCAAUCUGGUUGCUAUGGGCAACUGCACCAUUCUUUCUCUACACAGGUUUUGAUAAAUCUCCCCCCAAUAUGCGCAGACUAUCAAGGGAAACUGACAGCCAGUUGACCCGCUCUAAACCCAAUACACAAGUUAUAGUGCGGGUGAACAGGAGGAUAAUGAGAAAGAUGGAAACGCAGCAGGCCCUUCCCCAAGACUUGUAUAUGAGCAAUAUGCUGAAGGCUGUGAAAAUCCGAGAGAGAACGCCAAAGGACAUAGUAAAGCCCAGCAAUGGAAUUAUCUACCACUUUGGCACCAUGCACCGAUACACUAUUGAACUCUUUAUGAUCUGUCAGUUCUGCACCAGAUUCCGAGAGAUUCUGCUAAAGACUCUUUUUGAUAGAUCUAUGCAGGUUGAAUUGGAAAGUCACAAGAAGCUAAAUGCGUGUAAAGAAGUGAAAAAACUUGCACCCCUACGGACAAAUGGUGAUGGAAACUGUUUAAUGCAUGCUACAUCCAUGUAUAUGUGGGGUGUACAGGACACAGAUUUAGUGCUCAGGAAAACAUUGCAUGAUGUUCUGAAGACAACAGAUACACGCAACUUCAAAUUCCGCUGGCAGCUGGAGUGUGUAAAAUCCACUGUGUUUCAACAAACAGAACUACGAUAUGACACACGGAACUGGGAUGAAGAAUGGGAACACGUUGUCAGUAUGGCAUCCACAGACACCUCAAUUGGCCACACUGGCCUCCAGUACAGUUGUCUUGAAGAGAUACAUAUAUUUGUGUUAGCUAGCAUCCUUCGGAGGACCAUUAUCGUUCUUGCAGAUAAUAUGUUCAGAAGUUUGGAGUCUGGCUCUAGUUUUUCUCCUCUUAAUGUUGGUGGAAUUUACCUACCUCUUCAUUGGCCUGCACAGGAAUGUUAUAAAUACCCAAUUGUACUUGGGUAUGACAGCCAGCACUUUGCACCCCUUGUUACUAUAAAAGACACAGGUCCAGAAAUUCGAGCUGUCCCAUUGGUGUUCAGUGAAAAAGGAAGAUUUGAAGAUAUGAAAGUGCACUUUUUAACAGACUAUGAAGAGAAGUCUAGGGAGAAGCUGCUGAAAGAGUAUUUACAUGUGCUGGAGGUGCCUGUGCAUUCCUGGGAGUAUGGUACCACUCAUCUAGUAAACACUGCCAGACUUGAUGAAAACAAUCUACCCAAGGAAAUCAAUUUGGUGGAAGACUACUUUCAGCUGGUUCAGCACGAGCACAAGCGGUGGCAGGAGACCAAAGGGGGAAUGAGCCGAUUUGAGAUUUCCCUUCCCCAGCUCUCUCUUGUGGAAGUAAAAUGUGAAACAUUAAAUUGUCCUUUCUUCAUGUCUGUGAGCACACAGCCCUACUGCCAUGAGUGCUUUGAUAGGAAACAGAAAUCUGUUGACAGAACUAAGGCCCAGAAACAGAAGGGCAAUUCUAUACAUCAUAAACCUGUGUAUUUUGAACAGUCAUGUCAAAUGACAGAGGAGUCAUUGACAACAACUGCCUCUGCUGUAGCAACAGCACCCAGCCUUUUUAUUUUCAGUGAAACAAAUGCCAUGAAAUGUAAAACACCAGACUGCCCAUUUACAUUGAAUGUGGAGCUCCAUGGACUGUGUGAACACUGUCACAAUGCCAGGCAUCUUCAGUUAGUCAGCAGUACUGAAAGGGUUAGGACGUCUGACAUAAUUCAAUGCAAUAUAUGUUUACAGGAUGCCAAUAGGACUUUCAAUGGUAUUUGCAGUUCUUGCUUCAAACGGACUACAGAACGCUCCCACAGUUCAAGCUUUUCCCCUGUGCUUCAUCAAAUAUCCAUCUCUGACCCUGUAAAUCUGUCAAGGAGUCUUGUGAAUCUAUCAGGGCAAGAAACCACAGGCAGUGAGGCCCCAACAUCAACCACUGGUUCACGAUCUGUGGCAAAUCACAAUGUAGAAGAGAGGACAGCUCAGCAGAAAUGUAGAAAACCUGGCUGCCAGUAUUUUGGUACACUACAAAAUGAAGGAUUUUGCACUUUAUGCUUCAUUGAGUAUAAAGAAAACAGUGCAAAUUCAAGUAGAACAAACAAAACGCCAAAAAACAAUGUCAGUGUGGCUGCAUUCAAGAACAUGAGUCGGUGCUUGGGCCGUGAGUGUAGCACCUUGGGCAGCACAUUGUUUGAAGGAUUCUGCCAGAAGUGCUUCAUUGAAGCUCAGAGCCAAAGAUACCAUGAAGCAAGGAGUACAGAGGAGCGAAUACAAAGACAAACUGAGAAAUCUGGCCAAAAUCGAACUGGUAAUCACAUAAAGAUAUGUGCCAGGGAUGUCUGCCGAAACCCAGUAACAGGCAGAAAUGAUGAACUUUGUGAACAGUGCAAGCACAGAGGUGGCUUCCACAAGUUAUCAGGAGAAGAGGCACCUAAGCUGCGGUGUAGGGCACCAGGAUGUGAUCACUACGGUAAUAACAAGUGCAAUGGGUAUUGCAAUGAAUGCUAUCAGUUCAAACAGAUAUAUACAUGAUUUGGAAAACCUGGACACCCUAUUUACCACAUGGUGCUACCUUCUUAACACUCCAUAAAAAGGACUUUGCUAAAGAGACUACUUUAUACUGGACUUUUAGUUAAAGUUAAUUCUUUUUGAUAUUUAUCUUUAUAAUAUUGUCAAUGUAUGUAAAUAUACAUGUAAAAACAAGGACUAAUCCUAUUUUGUGAAAUGAACGUCCUUUCUAUGCUGCAAACAAUGUUUAACUUUACUGUUUCUUUAAAAGAUUUUGUUUUUAUGCAUCUGUAAAAUAUUGACUGGUUUUGUAUUGUUGGAAUAUUUAUGCUAUUGCAAUGUUGUAAUAAAUCAUAAUGGUAAAUAAUCAGAUUAAACCACAGCAGUUGAUGUUCUGGUAUGUACUGUAUAUAAUCUUCUCAUGUCAGAUACAGAGGGGAGAUAUAAAAAGACUGGCUAAUUGUAUGGAAGUGGAAACCUAGAUAGGCAGUCUAAGAGUUUUAACAGAUUGUUUGAAAAUCUGGCGCAUCUUAUGCUGUCUACUCUAGGGUUGCACUAUUAGCGGGCUUUAAAACCAAGGAUUUUUUGGCACAUAUUACUUUCUUGGGCAGUUAAAGCUCAGCUCCCUUUUUGAGGCCACUGUCCUUUUUUAGUGGUGAAUAUGGUGCAAACAAAGUAAAAAUCAUUUGUAAACUAUAUUAAAAAAAAAAAAACAGCGCUAAUAACACGUGCCACAUUUCAGUCAAAUUUGGAGCAGAAUAUGCUCAGGAAAGGCAAUAAAUCCUUUAAAGAACCAUCUUAACACAUCCUUUUACUUUUGAACACUAUUUGACAGCUACAACAGAUUGUUCUAGAGACAACUUUUAGAGUAGAUAAAGCAAAGGGGAUCAGCUAUUUAUGUCAUUAUUACUUCAUGUAAACUGUUCAAAGGUGAACCUAUCUACCAGGAUAGUGAAAGAUACUAAAGGGCUGUCUUUAAACAGCGGCAGCCUGAUUGCUAUUUUUAGGCCCCUGUGCCAGGAAAAUAGCCAUCUCCGUUCCUGGCAGUUAACUUCUUUCCUGGUAAAACAUGGAGUCUCUUACCUAUUAAAGGGGUCUCCAGCAAGAGCGCCGAGUGGACACAGGUCUCCAUGGCAGCUUGGGUCUUUUUAAAGGACCCAAAGCCUUCCAUAGAUAAGCCAGAGGCACAGCUGUAUAUAUUGCAUAAUGCUGACAGGACAGGCAUAUUACAAUGCACUACAUCAGUAGUGUAUUUAAUAAGAGAUCAGAAGAUUGCUGGUAAAAGUCGCUCCUUGGGACUAGGUAAAAUAAAAAAGUUUAAUAAAAUAAUGUAAAAAUAAAAUUUCUAUUGUGCCAAAAUACAAAAACUUGAAGAAAAAAAACAUAUAUAUUUGAUAUUGUUGUAAUCCUACUGACCCUUAAAAUGUUCUUUUUACAGCUCGCAAAAAAGAUAAUAUCACAAUUAUUAUUAUCCCUUCAGAAAAAUAAUUGAUAACAUUAACAAUUAGUUAUAUGAACUCCAAAAUGGUUCCAUUAAAAAGUACAACUUGUCCCGCAAAAAACAAGCUCUUAUGUGGCUAUAUUUACUGAAAAAUAAAAAAAAAGUUACAGCUAUUAAAGGGUUACUCCACUCCCCAGCGUCCGGAACAUUGAGUUCCUGAACGCUAUGUGCGGGCUUCUGUGUUCACACCCGCCCCCUCGUUACGUCACGCCCCGUCAUGUGACGUCACAUCCCGCCUCCUCAAUGCAAGUCUACGGGAGGGGGCGUGACGGGCGUCAUGCCCCCUUCCCAUAGCCUUUCAUUGAUGGGGCAGGCCGUGACGACACGAGGCGGCAGGCCAGAACACGGAAGCCUGCACACAGCAUCCAGGAACUCAAUGUUCCGAUGUGAGGUGGAAUUUUGCAGAUGCUGGGGAGCGGAGUAAACCUUUAAAAUGCGACUAUGAAAUUAAUGUUUUGAGCAGUAAGGCCCAAAUUGGCUUGGUCACUAAGGAGUUAAAGUGUUAACUGAGAAAUGAAAGCAUUAACACCAUCCCCUAACCUAGCCCACAUUAUAGCUGUAUUCUUUUAUUUACACCCCGGUAAGCUCUUAUUUGCUUAUUAAAAGAGAGUAAUCCAGUUUUUGUUCUUCAUAUCGAUUGUACAAUCUCCACAUGGGAGCUGUGUUUAAUGAUGUCUUACCCGGGUAACAUAAAGAUAGGUAUAACCAAAUCACAUCUGUCCAAAGAUAGAGGUAUAUAGAUCAUUCCAAAAUAUCAGUAGGAUGCUGGAGGACCCCUGAGGCAGGUUUAAGGCACAGCAAAUGCUGCAGACUUCAGUGCACAGUCAUUCAGGCAGUGUGCAGUCAUUUGCAGAGCAAAGAAGAAAUAACUGGUUGACAAUACUCUUAUUCAGAAACCAUAGAGAUAGCUACAGAAUUAACAUGGGAAACUAUGGCUUUUACUGGGGGUUUUCCUAUAAUCAUUUCCGCAAUCGAGCUGUGUUACCAUUGUAAACACAAAUAAGGAGGGUAAUUCAGCUCAUCACGUUAGUAGUCCAAUGCAUCUGGAAUAGAUAUGUCCGGAGAGCAAGGUAGGUAGAUAGCGGGCCGUAUCCCGAAUAAGCAGAAGGAGGGCAAAAAAUUAAGGAACCUCCAGCUCUUCGUAGUAGUGUAACAGUUAAAAUAUCACUUUUAUUGUAGCAAUUAAAAAGAUAAAGACAUCCAUGGAAUAGAAGUAAAAACAAAAAGUAACGCUGACGUGUUUCGAGCUAUUUACAGCUCUUAGUCGUGGCAGAUAUUAACGGGCAUAUGCCCCUUUUAUACUCACACAAAAUGCGACCCAACCACUCGGGAAUAAACACCGGAAACAAAGUGAUGUGUCCAGGCGCUGAUGUGAUACCAUUGUACUUCCCCAAUGGACAGGAUCACAACACACUCUUGUAUUAUCAUUGGACACACUAACUUUAGUGCAGCAAAAUACCGUGAAGGGACCAUUACUUGUGUGCAACAAAUAAUAAUCACCUUUUCUUAAGAGACUUAAAUACCACAUGUCCCUUAUAUGAAAAGCUGAGGGACUUUUACAUUAUUUGUUUUACUUUUGUAAUUACAUUAAAUUUUAUUUGUAGUUCAGACAAAAAUGUAAAUUUUGAAUUAUUGAUUUCUCUUUCCAGUGCAUUGUGGGAGCUCAGCAGUUAGGUCGCCAUGGACAGCAGACUAGAACUCAAAGGGUUGACUGGGAGUUAAAGAAAUGAUCUUACCAACUAAAAUCUGAUACAUUUCCUGUUGUGGCCAAGCACUGGCCUCAGUAGUGUAGCUUGCAGUCAUAUGGAUAUCCUCUGUGUAGGAAAGUAAAUAAAGACUGGCAGGGACCACCCUAGUGUCAGCUCUGGGUCUUCUGGACAAACCCUUAAACUGAUGUCCAGUCAUAAUGAAACCACAGAAUUAUAAAAGGAAAAAAGAUAAUGGAAUAACUUAAAUGAACACAAAAUAAUACUGCCAAGUUUUCACAAAGCUAUCUACCUUAACAUCUCCACAGUGACAUUCUGAUAAAAAGUGGAUGUCAUAGCGUAAAGUUUUGGGACUUCAUGGUACCCUGUGACCCUUUUAAAUAUAAUUUACAGUAGCUGCAUUUGCUUGGUUCUUCUCGAUGUGAACCAUAGUACUCUCAAGAGUACCUAAACAAACUGCUAUGUUCAAAUUGUGGCUGAAAAAAAGUGACAGGAUCACGUACAGAACACCAUAAUGGGAGUUUGCAUUGAUCUUGGUAGAAUUUAGCAGUCAUUUUUCAGCAAUUGAAGCCAUUUUCAGUCAUAAAUGUCCUCAAUAUGACUGAAGACAUAGUGACUGCAAUUUGCUUACUCAGUUUAGUUACAAGGUAACUAAAGAAAGUAGAAAUGGCAUAAAAACUGUAGUAGUCAUUCACCUUCUCUGCCCCACUACAGCAAGACUCACACUGAUCACCAAAAGGACUGGUGGCAUGGCACUACUAGUCAUAGCAAGUUUUGUGUUACCACCUUGUUUUGAUCAUAAGGAAGGAGCAAUGAGCCAAAGAUCAUUUCGCCAUGUUGCCAAUAUUUAAAUUGCACAUUAUCUGAUUACUGUUGGAUUAUCUGAUAUUUGUCCAAAGAAUAGUCUUUCCUUCACUGUGUUAAAUUAAAUAUGGAGAUUUAUCUUGACUUUAAAAGGUAUCUGUCACCAGUUAUAAUUAAUGUUGGUUUAUGAUGCUAUUUAGGGCCCCAUUGGUGAAAUUUUAAGACGUUGUAGUUAGCUGCAAAUAGUCUGAGGUUACCCUGUAUCUAAGUAAGUCAAAACACUGGAGCUUGUAAAUGUGUUCAAUAAUAGGUUUGAACAAUCACAUGUUAUUGUAGCUAAACCGUGUAUAUGAGGUCACAUGGCAGGACAGUCAAGUAUCAGUAAGUAGAGAAAGCUGCUAUGUAAUGUAUUUUUGUAGGGGUGGAAUCUUAUACCUUAGUAAAAUAGGAUUUUGUAACAGAUGUUCAUUAAAGAGGUACUCCGCCCCUAGACAUCUUAUCCCCUAUCCUUUGGACAGGGGAUAAGAUGUCUGAUUGUGGAGGUCCCGCCACUGGGCUGUGGCACCCCGCUGUCAUCACUGCGCAGAGCAAACUUGCUCUGUGCGUAAUGACGGGCGAUACAGGGGCCGUAACAUCGUGAUAUCACGGCUCCGCACCUCGUGAUGUCACGGCCCCCCCCGCUCAAUACAAGUCUAUGGGAGGGGGCGUGGAAGCAUAGACUUGCAUUAAGGAGGCGGGGCCGUGUCGUCACGAUGCUCCGGCCCCUGUAUCACCCGUCAUUACACACAGAGCGAGUUUGCUUCAUGCAGUGAUGACAGCGAGGUGCCGCAGCCGAGAUCGAGGGGGUCCCCAGCGGCAGGACCCCCGCGAUCAGACAUCCAUCCCCUAUCCUUUGGAUAGGGGAUAAGAUGUCUAGGAGCGGAGUACCCCUUUAAAUUAUCCAGGUCACAGUUUACAUUUUUGUUUUCAGUCUUCAUGCAAUGUGAACAGCAUGUGUUAUUAUGAGAUUAUUUAUUUACUCACUUUAUGUAUUGUAAUUGUAUAGUUGCACAUUAUUUUAUAUUGGACAUUUACUUUAAACUAAUAAAUUAUUUAAUACAUU